GAGAGUUUUGUUUGAAGGUAACCUCUCAAUCUAAAAAACCCAAGCAGCAGAAUGAGAGGAGGAGGGAUGAAUGUUACCUGCUAACCCCACAGAGAGGGAGGAGCUCCAUUCUUCAAACAUCAGCAAAGUUAUAAGAAAGGUGUGUACUUAGAGCACUUCCUCAGUGUGGAAGUUCAAGCCACACAACGCUGAAGAUCUGUCCUGAGGGUGCUGUAGAAAGUCUCCAGAGGGUCAUUUCAUGGGGGAGAAUCCUGCCAAGAACCAUUAUGCACAGCUUAACCAGGGAGAGGAGAAUGAGAUGGAGAUUUUUGGCUACAAAACCCAAGGCUGCCGCAAGGCCUUGUGCAUUGCUGGAUACAUCUUGUCCUGUGGGGCUCUGCUGCUGCUGUUCUACUGGAAGCCGGAAUGGGAUGUGUGGGCAAACUGCAUCCCCUGCAGCUUGGAAGAAGCGGACAUUGUAUUGCUUAGAACAACAGAUGAAUUUCAGAUUUAUUCACGUAAGAGUGUGACGUGGAUCUCUGUGUCUGCAGUUAUCAAAAGUAAAUUGGAUUAUCCAGGCAUUGCUGAAGAAGACUCAAUCUUCAACGAAGCCUUAAUGAAGCCAAGUUUACAAGUGAAAAGUAUUCAAGUGCAGAAAAUCCGCUAUGUCUGGAAUAUCUAUGCAAAACAGUUCCAGAAAGUUGGAGCCCUAGAAGACCACCACACUUGUUCAGCUAUACAUGCCAAAUUUGGUUCUGGUCUCACCUGCAAUGAACAGAAUAUCAGGAGAGCGAUAUGUGGGCCAAACAGUAUUGAUGUUCCAGUGAUCCCUAUUUGGAAACUACUCAUCAAAGAGGUCUUGAAUCCAUUUUACGUGUUCCAGCUGUUUAGUGUGUGUCUGUGGUUUGCGGAAGAUUACAUGGAGUAUGCCACUGCCAUCAUAAUCAUGUCUCUCCUGUCAAUUUCUUUGACUGUAUACGAUCUUAGACAGCAAUCGGUUAAACUGCACAGACUGGUUGAGUCUCAUAACAACAUCAUGGUCACUGUCUGCAGAAAUAAGGAAGGUUUCCAAGAUCUGGAAUCACAUCAUCUUGUUCCUGGAGACCUUCUGGUUUUGAAAGAGGGCAAAGCCCUUUUGCCUUGUGAUGCCAUCCUGAUCAGUGGGCAGUGCAUCGUAAAUGAAAGCAUGCUGACAGGAGAAAGUAUUCCCGUAACAAAGACCCGCUUACCCCAAGCUGAUAACAUGAAGCCCUGGAGAAUGCACUGUGCAGAGGACUACAAAAAACAUGUCCUCUUCUGUGGAACAGAGGUCAUACAGACCAAGGGAGAUGACAGAGGAGUAGCGAAAGCUGUGGUGCUGCGGACUGGUUUCAAUACAGCCAAAGGAGAUCUGGUGAGGUCCAUUCUCUACCCUAAACCCAUGAACUUCAAGCUGUACAGAGAUGCACUUCGGUUCCUGAUGUGCCUCAUAGCAUUUGCAGCCAUUGGAAUGAUCUACACAGUGUGUGUAUUUGCACUUAAUGGGGAGGAGGCUGGAGAAGUAGUGAAGAAGGCUUUGGAUGUUAUCACUAUUGCUGUCCCCCCAGCCCUGCCGGCUGCCUUGACCACAGGGAUCAUUUAUACCCAGCGGAGGCUGAAGAAAAAGGGCAUCUUCUGCAUCAGCCCACAGAGGAUCAACAUGUGCGGACAGCUGAACCUCAUCUGCUUUGACAAAACUGGCACCUUAACAGAAGAUGGCCUGGAUCUCUGGGGCUUGCUGCCCUCUGAAAGAAAUUGUUUCCAGGACAUUCACAGUUUUCCUGCAGACCACAGACUGCCUUGGGGCCCACUGUUCAGAGCAAUGGUGGUUUGUCAUUCACUAAUUGUUUGGGAGGGCAAGAUCCAAGGAGACCCACUGGAUGUGAAAAUGUUUGAGUCAACUAACUGGGUGAUAGAUGAUUCCAGCAGACAUCACACUGGAGGUCAAGGAUCCACGCAUGCCACAGUUAUUAGACCUGGACCUAAAGCCAGCAGUGCCUCUGUGGAAGGAGUUAUCAUUUUACACCAGUUUCCAUUUUCUUCAGCCUUGCAGAGAAUGUCUGUCAUUGCUCAGGAAAUUGGUGGGGAAAAACAGGUCUUCACAAAAGGGGCUCCAGAAAUGGUAGCCACAUUAUGCAGAGCAGAAACAGUCCCAUCGAACUUUGAAAGCAAGCUUCUGUUCUACACAGCGCAGGGCUUUAGGGUCAUUGGACUGGCAUGUAAGUCUCUACAGACAGGGAGGCAAUCUACUGAUCUAACAAGGGAGGAGGUGGAAUCAGAUCUGACAUUCCUAGGUCUGCUGAUAAUGGAGAAUCGACUGAAGAAAGCGACAAAGCCUGUACUAGAAGAGCUCAGUGCUGCCCACAUCAGGAGCGUUAUGGUCACAGGUGACAACAUUCAAACGGCUAUAACUGUUGCCAAAAAUGCUGGGAUGAUUUCUCCAACAAAUAGAGUGAUUCUUGUGGAAGCAAACAAAAUACCUGGAUCUUUUUUAGCAUCUGUUACCUGGAAACCACUAGAAGAAAACAAAACUGAAGAUUAUGGAAGCCUGGAAGAUGACAGUCAGACUGAAAGAAGAAUUAGGCUGGCAGUGGGAUCAGGCCAGUACCAUUUUGCCAUGAGUGGAAAAUCUUAUCAAAUUAUAGCACAGCAUUUCAGCCACUUACUUCCAAAGCUUCUGCUGAAUGGAACAGUUUUUGCUAGAAUGUCUCCUGGUCAGAAAUCCAGCCUUGUAGAAGAGUUUCAAAAGUUGGAUUACUUUGUGGGCAUGUGUGGAGAUGGAGCCAAUGACUGCGGGGCUUUGAAAGUGGCGCAUGCAGGGAUAUCGCUGUCAGAGCAGGAGGCAUCUGUAGCUUCACCUUUCACAUCCCAAACCCCCAGCAUAGCAUGUGUGCCAGAGCUAAUCAGGGAAGGUCGUGCUGCCCUGGUCACUUCCUUCUGCAUGUUCAAGUACAUGGCACUGUACAGCACCAUUCAGUACCUUGGUGUCCUCCUACUGUACUGGCAACUAAACACCUUUGGGAAUUACCAAUUUUUGUUCCAAGAUCUGGCUAUUACUACUGUAAUUGGUGUGACAAUGAGUUUCACAGAUGCCUACCCAAAGCUGGUUCCCUACAGGCCUCCUAGCCAACUCAUCUCACCCCCAUUGCUGCUGUCUGUUGUACUUAACAUCCUCUUCAGCCUCAGCAUGCAAAUUUUUGGAUUUGUGAUGGUGCAGAAGCAGCCCUGGUAUUCCAAGACGGAUAUACACAGCGCCUGCCUCUCAGUAGACAGCCACAUGGAGAAUUCUUCCUCUGUUUCCAGCCUGGGCCUCCAUGGGAUGGGAGAUGGAGCCCUAAAUGAAGCAGACAAUGGCUACAAGAGCUAUGAAAACACCACAGUGUGGCUACUGAGUACCAUCAACUGCCUCAUUGUUGCUCUAGUGUUUUCUAAGGGAAGGCCUUUUAGGAAACCUAUCUACACAAACCAUGUGUUCAUACUGGUGCUCACGGGGCAGCUGGGUGUUUGCCUCUUUCUGGUGUUUGCUGAUAUCGAUGAUCUCUACUCUAAGAUGGAUCUUGUUUGCACCCCCACCACCUGGCGGAUCUCCAUGGUGAUAAUGCUUGCAGUCACACUCGCCGUGUCCUUUCUUGUCGAGGAAGCUGUCAUUGAGAACAGAGCCUUGUGGCUGCUGCUGAAAAAGACUUUCCGGUACCACUCGAAGAGCCAUUACAAGAGGCUGCAGCGGGUGUUAGAGCAGGACUCAUCCUGGCCACCUCUGAAUGAAACCUUCUUCUCAGAUUCUGUGGCAAUAUCAGUAGAGGAAAAUAUGGGAGGCCAUAGCAAUCCAACAUUUGACAGCAAUGAGGACACACUCUGAAGGAAACUGCGGAGGACACAUCGAGGACAGUUGCAGUUGGCUAUAGAAGGACUAUCUCAGAGACAUAAGAAAAGAGGAAGGAUUGACCAACUGCUACCCCCCAUUCUAAGCCUAACUGGUCCUGGCUCAUUUUUUAAUCAACCAGAUGCAGAAAAGUUGGCUAGUAGCAUGAAGCCAUAACACUGUUACCUUCUCUCCCUUCACCCACAUAGGAAUGGCCAGCUGUACAUGGAGCAGCCAGUUGAAGACUGUCCAAGUGCCCAUGGUUGAAACACCAUUGCUGCAUCCUUCUCACGAGCUGCAUUAUGCAGUGGUGUCUUUCAGGGAUGCUUUUCUCAUUGUGCUGAACUUCUACAGUAUGUAAAUGCAACAGCACCAAGCAUUUCCGCAAGGUUUAUCCAACCAAAAAAAUCAGCUUCCACCAGCAUGUGUUUUCUUAGCCCUCUGAUGCUAGGCUGACUUCCUGCUUACCAGAUUUUACAGCUCUGUCCACAGCUGGGUACAACAAGACGUCAGUCAGUGAGGCUUAGGACCAAGAAGAACAGUUCAUUCUGUGGAUAAGGUCUGCGUGGGGAAGUUGUCCCCUCCAACUGACUGCACAAUUUGUUUUUCACAGCUGUAGCUUGCCCAUGCAUUUCCUGUGUAGGGUUAAGGAGCACUUUCUGACCACUUCAACACAGGAGAUUAAAUGUUCCCACAAUCCAAUGCUAAACCGGUCUUGCAUUGCCACAGAAACUCAAGGAAUUGGGCAGAUUGGGAAUCGUGGUAAAGACUACUUUGGUCUUUUAAAGUAGCGCUGGAAAACCAAAUGCAAUCACUGGAGAUUAUGCAUUGUUUUUAUUCAACUUGUCUAUCAGAACUGUGUUUGAAAAGAGUUUAGCAUGCAUAAAAAAUAACUAAUACUAUUUUUCUAAAAAGAAAAAGUUUCAACUUGAAUAAAGCAUUUAUUUGACUCAGAGCAUUUAUUUCCUCAUUUUAGACAACUUUGACACAAGUAGAUGGGUUAAAUACCUCCUAACCUACUGCAAUUUAUCUAAUGGUAAAUACCUACCACAAGGCCACAUAACGUGACACAAACCAGAAGUGGUUCACAUUUGUUCAUGAAUAUCUCUCCAAAGUUAAGAAGCAUUCCCAGUUUGCAACAAAUCCCAUUGGUAGGUGAAAGCUAGAGGUUUUAUUUCUUGCUCUAUGCAGUCCUUGCAGCUUCAGGAGAAAGCAUAAGAGUAGGUUAGUGGAGUUAUUCCCGCCAUCCGCUGUUUGGGGUACAGUAACAAU
This is a messenger RNA of Cygnus olor (mute swan), 5131 nucleotides long. RefSeq names its product ATPase 13A4 (gene ATP13A4). Bases 239 to 3856 code for a protein of 1205 amino acids. NCBI's taxonomy places the organism in Eukaryota, Metazoa, Chordata, Aves, Anseriformes, Anatidae. The transcript has 30 exons. Gene Ontology annotation, molecular function: ATP hydrolysis activity; polyamine transmembrane transporter activity; P-type ion transporter activity. The record is from RefSeq and is a predicted model, not a curated record. Gene Ontology annotation, cellular component: late endosome membrane. Gene Ontology annotation, biological process: intracellular calcium ion homeostasis; polyamine transmembrane transport.